AUGCCCAAGUCAAUUAAGAUUGAUCAAUUUCGUUAUAUGACCAGCGAAUCUUGGCGAAUUCUUAUGGCAGUUGAAAUGGGCAUGAAAAAUCAUGAGUUUGUGCCUUCUGACUUAGUCCACAAGAUUUCCCGCUGCGCACGUCGUGGCUCAUCGUUCGCAAAACUUUUACGUGAUGACCUUGUGCCCCAUGGUCUCUUGGCUUAUGAAACAGACAACCGAAAAGGCAACCGUCAUCUUUUUGAUGGCUAUUCGGGCUAUCGUCUCACGAAUCUCGGCUACGACUACUUAGCUCUUCACGCCUUGAUUAAAUCUGGUCAGGUGAUUGACCUGGGGUCGAUGAUUGGCGUAGGAAAGGAGUCAGAUGUGUACCUCGCUGUUGCCGGCGACUCGUGUGGCAGACAGUGUGAAGAAUUGGAUGGCGAGGAGAAGAAUCGCGCAGAUUUGCCAUCAAAAGGCGACUAUAUUGUUAUCAAAUUCCACCGGCUAGGUCGAACGUCGUUUAGAAAGGUGCGAGAGAAACGUGAGUAUCAUCAGGGAAGGAAUACUUGCUCAUGGCUCUACCUUGACCGGCUGGCUGCCAAACGAGAAUUUGAGAUGAUGCAGAUUCUGUAUGACUACGGCUUGCCCGUCCCAUGUCCCCUCGCGAACAAUCGUAACGCCGUUGUAAUGAGUCUGGUUUCAGAUGCUGUUCCCCUCUGUAAAGUUCUUCCGACGACCUUGCGGGCCAAUAACGGCGCCCUAGCCAAUAUCCUCUACGCCCAGGCAGUGGAAAUUCUUGAAAAGAUUACCUCUAACGGUCUCAUUCAUGGUGACUUCAACGAAUUCAAUCUGCUUAUUGGGGGUUUGGCUGGCGGCGCCUCAAAAGAUUCCACUGCCGCCCCAGACGAUGGCGACACCACCAACGACGUCGAUCUCGACAAGGUCCAACUCAUCCUAAUUGACUUUCCUCAGAUGAUUAGUCGCGACCAUCGAAAUGCACAGGAAAUCUAUGAACGCGAUCUAAAUGGGAUCGUCGGUUUCUUUGACAAAUUUCUCGAAUUAGACCCAACCAAUAUCCCUCCCAAGUCUCUACUUGAUAUUCCUCGAACCGGCAGCAUGGACGUGGACUUAAAAGCUCCCGGUUACAUCCGUGAGAAACCAUCAAAAAGGAGUGCCGGUCGACGAGUUGUAGAAGACUCAGACCUUCUUGUCGGCACAGUCGCCGCCCUCGCGCUGAAUGACGACCGGAGCGAGACUUCAAGCGAGGAGGAAGAGAUCACAGACAGUGGAGAGGACGAAGAAGACGAAGAGGCGCAAGACGUCGACGCGGAGGUUCAGGGCAGUUCAGCGGAAUACGAGUCAGCGUUGUCGCAUGAGGAGGAGGAGAGCGCUUCAAGCGAAGGCUUUACCACACCAUCCAUGGCCAGGUGCAAUCUUGGGUUAAACAAUAAGACAGCAUCACAGACAAUAAUCAGUCGAGAUGAGGUUAGGGAGCGCAGAAAACGGGAGGAGAAAAAGCGCAUGCAAAACGAAUUCCGUCUCAGGAUUAAGCGCCAGCAACGCGCCAGUACCAAGAACAAAAGCCGUGCGGAGAUAAUUGCCGAAACAAAAUUAUUUGCUUAA
Mesocestoides corti is the source of this 1602-nucleotide messenger RNA. Lineage: Eukaryota; Metazoa; Platyhelminthes; Cestoda; Cyclophyllidea; Mesocestoididae. The record is from the annotation of a GenBank genome assembly.